Messenger RNA from Drosophila sulfurigaster albostrigata, 3875 nucleotides. RefSeq names its product protein PIP82 (gene PIP82). The transcript is spliced from 3 exons. NCBI's taxonomy places the organism in Eukaryota, Metazoa, Arthropoda, Insecta, Diptera, Drosophilidae. The coding region runs from base 220 to 3687 and encodes 1155 amino acids. The record is from RefSeq and is a predicted model, not a curated record.
AGAGAGACUGGAGAAUAGCAAAAGGGUUACAACUCAAGUCACUAAUUGAAUUAGCGUUAAAUGCAAACGGAUCUGCAACAGUUCCGAGCUGUCUGUGCACGCUCCUCAAAGUGGCAAAAAUGCUGCACUGCAACGGACGUUUGAGCUUGUUAUUGUCGCGUUAGCAAAACACACACAUAGAGAAAACACCUAAACACCUGGCUUAAUUGGGCCAUAACAAUGAGUCAUCAUCUGUCGCAGGAAUCGUCGCAGCAGCCGCAGCAACCAGAACGUGGCAGACACGGAGGCGGAGGCGGGGGCGGGGGCAUCAUGGAUUUGCGUAAUCUUUGCCAGCGCAUCGAUGUGGAUAGCCUCAAAGCCAAAUUGCCAGCGAUGCCGCAACUCAAGUUUCCCAAAACGCUGCCCAAGUUGCGUGGCGCUCGUCGCAUCUUUCGCAGCUCCCGGGACAAUGUGAACAAGGCAGCGUCGCAUGAAGGGGCAACAGUGGGAGGGGAAGGGGGAGGAGUGUCAAGCGGACAGUUAGCAUUGCCACAGCAGCAGCAGCAGGCGGCACAGUUUAUCAAUCGGACGCCACAACGCAUCUCAACGAUCAGUUCGCUGAUGCACGAGCAAACAUCAACAGAGCAACAACAACAACAACAUCAUCAUCAUCAUCUGCAGCCAAGUGGGGCAACGUAUUGCAGUGCUGGGAGCCUAGAUGAUGACUACUAUGCACCAUAUGGCGGCAGCAUGACGGCGCGUGUCUCGCGUCCCAUCAGUCCCAUCAAGAUGCCACCGACAAGCGGCGAUCAACAGCAGCAACAGGAACGUGGCACGUUGACGCAGCGCUUGCAACGUGGCUACAAGAGUCUCAGCGAGCUGCGGCUGAAGCAUCUCUUUGCCAAACAGACGGUCGUGCGACGCGACAACAUCGAGGUGCAACGCUAUGUGGAACAAUACGAGGCCGAGCGACGUGUGGAGCAAAUGGCGCAAGCGCGACGCGAUCGCGACAUAGCCGACAACUAUGAUAUACACAUUAGCACGCUGCCCAUAACGCGACAGAAUACGCUGAAGCAGCAGCAGCAGGAUGGCGAGGAGGCGGAUGAGGAUGCGGUGCAACAAGUGCGACGCAUGGCCGAUCACAGCGGCGAUGAGAGCGGACUAGAGACGCCGCCGCCACCGCCACCGCCAGCUGUGGCACGCAAAAAGAAACCCGGCGGCAUUGCGGCCACACGCUUUGCCAAGGUGCGUCAGCCCCCCCUGCAGAUGCCCGUGGAGGAGGGUGCUAUGGACCAGCAACAGCAGCAGCCGUCGCAGGAGAAGCAACCAAUGCGUCAGGCGGUCAGACAGAAGCUGAAACGUUUGCGCAAAUCAAUGAAGCGACGUCAGGCGAGUCAGCAGCAGCAAGACAGCGACGAUGAGGAGGAGGAACAAGAAAAGCAACAACAACAACAGCGUGGAAGCACAGCGAGCAAUCUGCGCGCGCGACUGCGACGCUUUGCAUCCAGCGAACAGCUGCAGCAGCGCUGGCGCAAGAGUUUUAAGGGUGGCGAUGAAGAAGGAACAGACACAGGAACUGGCAAAGGAGGAGCAGGCAUAGGAGGAGCAGGCAAAGGAGGAGCAGGCUUGGGAGGAGCAAGCUUUGGUGGAGCAGGCUUGGGAGGAGCAGGCUUGAGAGGAGCAGGAAUGGGAGGAGCAGGCAUGGGAGGAGCAGGCUUGGGAGGAGCAGGCUUGGGAGGAGCAGGCUUAGGUGGAGGAGCAACAGCAGCUGGCUCAGGUUUAGGCGUUGCUGCGCAGCUAGAACGCUCCCUGGCGCGUUUGAACGAGAAACUGCAACAGCUAAAGUUUUUUCAGCGCAAGUCGCAACAGCCGCAGGGCAACAAACCCAACACCGUGGGCCGCGAACCCAUCGAGAUCGAUGACGAGGAGCUGCCAGCCACGUAUCAUCACAGCGAUAGCGACAGCGAGCACGGCAGCAACGACAGCGAUGACAGCGGCCAGGACAUUUGUGCCGAGGAUGCCUUCGGGCAGCUGGACAUUGGCAUUGCCGACGACGCACCGCGUUCAGCAUCGCCCAUGCUGGUUAAGCAUCAGACACUGGCAACGUUGGCACAACUCCAGGCACACGCAUCGACGGCUUGGAGCAGUGAGUCCCUCGAAGAGGAUAUCGCUCUGGAUGGGCAACAGCAACAGCAGCGAGACGAAAUGGCAUGCACCGCCGCCGAUUAUCCGCGCGUGCUCAUCCAUCAGCAGCACAGCGAUGCCUACGAGUCCACGCUGAUCAUAGCGGUGACCACAACACCGCCAACGCCAUCGCCACCGCACAGCCAACAACAUCAGCAACAACCGUGGCUGCCCAAUGAACAGAUCAUAGCCGGGUUCAAGGAGCAACAGCAACGAGACUGUUGGCCCGCACCCAUGCUGUACAAACCCAAGAGCAUCGACAUCUUUGAGAGCGGCGACGGCGGGGCAGCGUCCGCAUUUGCGGACUUUGACGAGGCGCUGAGGAAUGCGCCAGUGUUGCGCAUAAGCGCGGGCAGCAGCUGCGACAGCAACACCGAGGAUGCCGAUGACAACAGUUCGCGGGUGACGCGGAUACGCGUACAGACGCCCAGAAUUGGCAACAGUCGGGAGAGCUUGAUGGAGCAGCAGACCCUGGAGCAAGAGGAGGAACAGGAGGAGGAGGCAGAGGAAGCUCUAGAGGAGCUAGAGGAGGGUCAGGAGCAGCCAGAGGAGCAACUGGACCUGGAGCGAGCCGAGGAGGAGUCCGAGCGACCGCCUUCGAUGUCACCGCCACCGCCGCCCUUGCCACAGCGUCGUCCACCGCCUCCCACUUCAGCUGCGCCCAUCUAUGAUGCAGUCCCGCCACCGCUGCCCAUUAGCAAGCCACCCACCACGCUGGCCACAGCAACUGCACCCCCGCCGUUGACAGCAGCAACAACAACAACAGUUGCAACUGCAGCGCCAACAACUCCCCCGGUUGCUGCUGCACCCCCAACCCCUGUCUCACCCGUUGCUGCUGCGCCGCCUUUGCAACGUCAGCCGCUACGCAGCGCCUCGAUGACACGGCCAGCCAAGCCGCUGGUGAAGACCAGUUCACUGCGUCUCACCUACAACGAGCAGAUGCAUCCCAACGAUGUGGGCAAGGUGAACAAGCUCAUCUCACGCUUUGGCGGUCGAUCGCGACUCGGGGCCCGGCGUUUGCACAGCGAGGAGCUGACCAUCUGCUCGGACGGUGAUGACGAGUCCGAGGAGUUGCCCGAGGAGCCGGCAACCCCAACGCCAGCGAAUGUCAAGCGCAGCACCAGCAGCAACAACAACAACAACAAUGUUAUACCCGAUAUUGUGACCACAGCAGCCAGCAGCAACAACAAUAACAAUGAGACAAUCCAGCUGGAUCGUCAGAAUUCAAAUUGCAGUCGCAGCGAAUACGGAUCUCCACUCGCCUAUCCCCAACUCAAUUCAACACCAACAGCAACAACCACAACAACAGUAACAUCGGCCAGAGCUGGCAGACCACGUGCCCCACAACCGCAAUCACAACCACAAUUGCAAUUGCAAUCACAAUCACAGUUGCAGCUGCAACGACGCAGUCGACGUUCCAUGACCCGCGACGAUGACAACUUUUACAGCUUUGACAGCGAUGAAGAGAACAGCUAUUAUUCCAUAAGUCCCUCGAGCAGCAGUCGCUAUGUGGUGGAAAUUUGAGAGAGAGAAAGACCCUCAAGAAGCAACAACAUCUGAGCAUAGCAGACUCAAAUUCUUAAUCCAAGUAAAAGUGCCAAGUUCUAUUAAAAGAUAAUUAGCAAGCAGCCAAGUUCUAAAAGUUCGUAGCUCAUAGUUCAGCGAACAAAUUGGCAAGAAGAAAUUGAAUUCAAUUGUACAAAAUUGACAAA